This is a messenger RNA of Penicilliopsis zonata CBS 506.65, 1807 nucleotides long. RefSeq lists its product as hypothetical. Lineage: Eukaryota; Fungi; Ascomycota; Eurotiomycetes; Eurotiales; Aspergillaceae. The record is from RefSeq and is a predicted model, not a curated record. The transcript has 2 exons. Gene Ontology annotation, molecular function: coenzyme A diphosphatase activity. The coding region runs from base 373 to 1722 and encodes 449 amino acids.
GUUGCUCAGGUGCGGUAGCAGCAGCAGACCCCUGCGUCCAAUCAAAAGCGCUCCCGCCAGCUCCGCCCGUGCGGGUCUUCCGGAGCCCGGAGAUAUGUUGCUCCGCGGGUCUUCCUGGCCGAGGCCCGUGACCUGACCCGAUAAGGCGAUUACUUAGCUUAUUAGUAUUACUUGGGCAGUUGAGGUCGUGUGCCAGCAUAUAUUUGUCCCUACAGCAAUAACUGCCUUCCUCAGGACUGGGUAGAAGGGAAGUUCUUGUUUAAGCGGUACUGUGGUACUUCACUUGAGCGGAUCGAAUCAAUUAGCUGCUAUUAGAUUUUUAUUUUUUUUUGGGUACCUUUUAUCAUUUUGCACUACAAGAUUUAUACCUCGAUGGAGCCAGAGCCAGGAUCGGAGCCGAUAUCGCUGUCUUCGUCGCUGCACAGGGUCCUGGGAGACCUGCACCAGCAUCCGUAUCCUCAUGUCCCUAAUCCUCCGAAUUGCAAGAAACGAGCCUCGGUGGCUCUGAUUGUGAGAGUGCGGCCCACAUUCCAACAUUGGCCCGACAGUAGUAGUGCCGCCGGUGCUCGCUUGCCCGAUCGUUCGCUCUCCGUGCAGCAGCAGCUCGACGCUUUUUUUUCGCAACCAUGGGUCCAGAAUGGUGAUCCCGAGGUUUUGUUUAUCAAACGCGCUUCUCGAGUUGGAGACCGGUGGACAGGCCAUGUUGCUUUGCCCGGAGGCAAGCGAGAUCCUGAGGAUGCAGACGACCAGGCCGCCGCUGUCCGGGAAGCUUCAGAGGAGAUCGGCCUGGAUCUGACGACGGACGACUGCAUCUGUGUAGGAAAUCUACCGGAGAGAGUGGUAACAACCAGCUGGGGGAGUGUGCCGUUGAUGGUCCUCAGCACGUUUGUCUUCUUGACGACACGAAGCGACUCGCCCACAUUAAAACUGCAGCCGACGGAGGUGGCCUCGACUCACUGGGUAUCACUCAGAGCUCUUCUCUCGCCGUCACUGAGAACGGUCGAACACGUCGAUGUCUCUGCCCGUUUUGCGAAACAGGGAGGGUUCGCUAAGCGUUUUGUCUACCGCUCUACUCUUGGACUCAUGCGCUUCGCUGCUAUCCGGCUCACACCGACGGAAAGCUUACAAUGCAGUUCCAUCCCGGGGUUCGUGCCAGAGGACGAGAGCUUAUCAGACAAUCGUUCUCUGAUUCAUCGCUGGAAGACGUGGUGUUCUAAAAAACCUACUGAUCCGGGUGACCGAGGGAGUUCUCUUCUUCUCUGGGGCUUGACCCUGGGUGUCCUAACCGACUUUUUGGACAUGCUGCCCUCCUCCACCGCCGUCCAGCUGUGGACGUACCCAACUUUCACGCCGCCAGAUCUGCAUCUUAUUCUAAGCAUAAUGACCUACCAUCUGCGGAGGCGCAACGCGCUGCAAGCCAAGUCUGGCGUUCGCCCGAAUGACGCCUUGGCAGCCCUCUCUGUGAAGACGGAGACCGAGUCCGGUCAUGACCAGAACGCCGUUGGUAUCGAGGGGCUUGGGGUAGGCCGAUAUCGCGGAUCUUCCGUGAAAGCCGCUGAUGGAGAAUCAUAUGCGGUUGGUAUCCUCUUGAAAGGGUACUACGAUCGUCUCCGCCUUGCUAUAUGGGUUUUCCUUGUCUGGAGAUUGUCCGCCGGCUCGGUUGCGGCAUUUUAUGCGUGGAAAUUUCUGCAACACCGGGGGCUGACCUUCUGGAGACGGUAAAUACUUCAACAUUAGAUUGGAUAUACACAUUUAGGUAAUUAAAGAAUAAUACAUGGGCUAGUUGCAUACAAAAGCAGAAGACGAU